Molecule: messenger RNA, 1297 nt
Organism: Penaeus chinensis
Lineage: Eukaryota; Metazoa; Arthropoda; Malacostraca; Decapoda; Penaeidae
Product: isatin hydrolase-like
Exons: 6
Coding region: 413-1279 (288 amino acids)
Molecular function (GO): protein binding; arylformamidase activity
Source: RefSeq, a predicted model, not a curated record
CACCUGGGUAUGGCUUGGCCCAUGGGCACCGGGCAGUGGGCAAUAGAGUGGGUGAAGACAAGAGGAUUUUUUCUCGUAUAUCUGUGUAUCAGGGGCGUGUUAUGAUGUGUUAAAAGGUGCUAAUAGUGUAUGAAAUGUGUGAUGUGAAUCUCGUAAUGCUGCUGAAGCUUUGGCGUGACUUAGAGCUGUUUAAAAACGUUUAAGCUAAUAUACGUUUGCAGGAACACACGAUCCACUUAAUAACACGAAGGAACAUGUGACGGAUAACCAAGCAUUACAUCAUCACUUGCUCUCUGCUUUCUGACGAAUAACCUUACGAAAUACUGUACGUUUGCAACCUGAAGUAGGUACUCGAACCCUCCCUUGUAGACCGUGCUAAUUCACAACAAAGAACCUGCCAUAUCCUUUCACCAUGAAGUUUAUAACCUUCCAACACCUAUGCCUCUGCCUGUUCCUGGCGGGGAGGGCCAACGCUGAUGAAUAUGUAGAUCUGACGUAUAAUUUCGAUGAUAAUACGAUGGCUCUUCUUGGUGUCACUCCAUUUAAGUUGAAACAAGUGGAGAGAGGAUACACCUUGUCUGGUUACUGGCAUGAAGCGAACAGCCUGGAGGUGGGCGAGCACGCGGGAACCCACCUCGACGCCCCCGCCCACGCCUCCGAGAAUGGGUGGGCCGUCGACCAGAUUCCUCUCGGGCACCUUGUCGCUCCGGGAGUUAAGAUCGACAUCCGAGAGAAAGCGGAGAACGACCCGUCGGCGGAAUUGACCUCGGAUGACCUCAUGGCCUGGCUGGACGACCACGGACCACUCCCGGACGGGGUCGUCGUCUUUGUGCACACGGGAUGGGGGAGCAGAUACGGGAACAAGACGGCCUACUUUGGCACGGAUUCGAACGACACCUCCCAAUGGGCGUUUCCCGGAAUCAACCCCGGGGCGGCACAGAUCCUGACGGGGUACGAGGCGGCCAUCGGUCCCCGGGUCGUGGGCGUGGGCAUCGACACGCCUUCCCUGGACCGCGGGGGAAUCGCCGACCGACUCACGCACGCCGAGCUCGCCCAGAAAAACGUGUACGGCCUGGAGAACGUGGCCAAUCUCGACAGACUUCCAACCACCGGCUUCGAAGUGACCGUACUGCCCAUGAAGGUCGCGGGCGGGAGCGGCGCCCCUGCACGCAUCCUGGCCACCCUGCCCAGUGCCAGCGCCUCCCCUGCCACGCCCACCCUGCUGCCCCUGCUUCUGGCGGCCGGAUUGGGUGCGAGGGCCAGCGGGGGGUGGUUGUAAAGGGGUCGGGGGCGGGAG